AUGGCGUCGUUCAAUUCCCACGACAGGUCCCUCAGCACUCCCAGAAACUCGAUUGUGUUCAACAAACCGGCUUCGGCUACCACAGGCAUCUCCACAGGCGAACCAAUCACUCCCACCCUCUCGUCGUCCGACAUAGGCUUGUUCAACUUCGACAGAAACCAUAGCCCUGCCGUCUCCCCCCUCGCCUCCCCCAAGCCAAACGAUGACAAAGACUUGAGGCACAACCUCUUUGGAAAGGUAACUGGCUUUUUGCAUCGCUCGUCGAAUCACUCCAGAUCCGGGUCGGUAUGUUCCCACCGAGACCUCUACAACGACGACCAAAAAUCCAUAUCCGACACCACCAUCAACAGAAAAUCCUCCACAUCAUCUGCAACCUCCAAGUUGCGAUCGCCCAGCCCCAUCAAGACCCCAAUGCAAAGAUCCGAUAGUCGCCCCGUAAAAGAAACUAACCGCAUUUCCUUGGAGUAUGAUCCUAUCAGCAAGAGACGUGUUCUUAACACCUACGAAAUCUUGCGAGAAAUCGGUCGUGGUGAACAUGGUAAAGUCAAAUUGGCCAAGGACUUGAUUAAUAACCAGCUCGUCGCAAUCAAAAUUGUGAGUAGAAGAUCUAAAAAGGACAGACCUGCAUUGAGAUUCAGAAGAGACUCCACUAAAGCUCAGCUCAAUGAAUCCGAAUUGAAAGUUAAGAGGGAAAUCGCUAUCAUGAAAAAAUGUGACCAUAAACACAUUGUAAAAUUAAUAGAAGUCUUAGAUGAUUUGAACUCCUUCAAGAUAUACUUGGUUCUUGAAUACUUGGAAAAGGGCGAGAUUCGCUGGAAGCAUAAACUGGAUUUAAAACAUCUGGCUGGCUCCGACGAUAUCCCAUGCUGUGGCAAUCGCCACAGAAAGAUUUCCAUAAAUGGUUAUGAAUAUGACGAAGACAAUCAAGAAGAUUACUUGUUGUCAAAUGAGUUUUUGCCUAAUUUGACUUUCAAACAAACGAGAAAAAUCUUUAGAGAUGUUUUGCUCGGUUUGGAAUAUUUGCAUUUACAAGGAAUAGUUCAUAGAGAUAUCAAGCCUGCAAAUUUGUUGGUCAAUUCUGAAAACGUGGUUAAAAUAAGUGAUUUUGGUGUUUCCUUUGCCUCAUCACUUGGUGAAAAAGAUGAAGGGCACCUUAUAAAUGAACUAGAAUUGGCAAAAACUGCCGGAACGCCAGCAUUCUUUGCGCCCGAAUUGUGUCAAACAAAUUUCUCUUCAGAUGGAACCCAUAACUCUGUCUCUGCCUCAUCUUUGGAGGCUCUCAAAAAUCAACAAGCCACGCUUGGCAAAGUUCUUCAAAGAAUUGACUACAAGAUUGAUAUUUGGGCAUUGGGUGUAACACUUUAUUGUUUGUUGUUCGGAAAGGUACCCUUUAAUGCUGAUUCAGAAUUUGAGUUAUUCCACGUAAUUGUCAAUCAAAAGUUGGAGUUUCCAAAAUCCAGAUUAGACUUCAAUUCCCCUAGCGAAGUGACUGAAUCUGAAUUUGAGUUGGCAAAAGAUUUGUUGACCAAAAUGAUGGACAAAAAUAGUGCCACCAGAAUUGAGAUAAAAGAAAUUAAAGAGCAUCCAUUUACUUUGAUGGGUCUUGAAGAAGACUUAGAGCUGUUGAAUGAUUUACUUUACUUAAACGAUAAAGAACAAGUUGGAUUGUUGGACCUCCAUAUCGACGAAAACGAAAAGAAUGACAUUGUCUCAAAAGAUGAAAUUGACAAUGCAGUUGUGGGUAUUGGAAGUAGGAUCAGGAGAAGUUUAGUUAAAGCAAUCCGUGCAAGUGGUGGAAAAGACUUGGAUCUCAAGGAAAAAUUCGCAUCAUUGCAAUUAGAGCACUCUAGAAGUACUUCCAGUGAGGACUCUUCUGGUAGCAAUUCGAACAUGAAUUCUUCAUUAAAGUUGAAUAGCAGUGGAAGCCACUCUCUCAUUCUUUCUGAAGCAUUACAAAUUUCUUCGGGUACUCCACCAGUGCCUUCAAAAGGCACCGAUUACUUCAGUACUGCUCCUCAUGUGUCAUCUAAUUUGUCUCAACCACAACAUCCACAUUUGAGUCAAAAGCCCUCCAGAUCUUCAUCUUACUCUAUUGCAGGCAUAAGGGAAGGAAGAAAUCCAAAUUUGAUGUUGCAGGACGUAUUAGAUUCCGAAACAUCCGCAUCCAGCAGGAGAGGAAGCUCUGCAGGUGUCAGUGAAGCACCUCAAAUUGAGACAAAAAGAAACGUUGGCGGUGACCUUUAUCUCAAAAAUCAAUCAAUAGUUGAUACUUUCAAAGGAAUACAGCAAGAAGAUGAUAAAAGGCGCCGUUCUUCUAGCAUUUUCUCGAGCAACGCUUCCACUCCUGGAGCAACGAAAAACUCCAUCUCUUCUCAGGGCGUAUCAGCUAAACUCAGCCUCAACCAACAAAAUGCUAAUGGCCCAAAUAACAAAAAUGCAUCAAGUCAACUUAAGGUUGGUCCAAUUUCAUUUUCUGAGGAGCAUAGACCAUCUUCAGUGAUGUCUUUACCCUUGACAGAAAGUUUCGCAUCAUUGGAUAGUAUCAACGACAAUUAUUUGCUUUUAAAAUAUCAGGAAUUUUCCAAACAGACGAGUGGAGCAUCUAGUGGUCACAAUCAAAAUAGAAGAGACAGUGCUCUGUCUCAGUCUGACAGUAAUUUAGUGGCACAUCAAAAGGAUCCAAUUGAAAGUAUCAAUCACAAGUUCAGGAAUUUCGAUCUCAAUAAUCUGAUGAACUCCAAAGGUAUCAAGUUUAAUUUGAAUUCUGAAGACAAGCGCAAACGCGAAGAUGAGUUUGAAGGAGUUGCUCCUAAAUCAAAACCUUUUCUGGGUAUGUACUCACGAGACAGUUAUAGCAGCUACUCUUCAAGCUCAAGCUCAAAUUCCGAAAGCGAAAGUGAAAGUGAUGAGGAGGGUAAUUUAACGUUGGCAUUCAGUUCUAAGGUGGCAGCUCCUUCUAGGCCCAAGUUCCUUUCAUUGAAUAAUCGUGCCAAGUCGCAUGACUCCAACUUACCACGGCUAAUAAAUCCUGGCGCUCCUAAUCCUACAUAUGAUGUUCCGGUUAUCUUCACCGACGAGUUGCCCGAAUUUGAAGAUGUCCCUGCCUCGUUAAUUUCAAGUGUCCCCCGCACCAGUGUUUCUGGCUCGUCCAACAUGGCUCCGUCAGUGUCACUCUCCAGCACAGACUCCAACGUUACCCUUAGAGGUGAGCAACCACGGUUGAACUUCGGGCAGCCACCAGGAAUGACAUCUCUCCAAGCACCAGUUGGGGCUAAGGCAUCAUCACCACUAGUCCCACGAGCCGAAAAGGCUGGUCACACAGAUAAGCCCAGGGACACGUCUUGCUUGAGAAAGAACAUCUUCAACAAUCAGUUCAAUAACCAUUACAAGAAAGAUCCGGUGUUCUCUCCAUUUCCAAAUGCGGUACAUUUGGGAAAUGACAAGGACGAAAUCGUGAGUGCAAGUACUGAAAAGCAGAUCAGGAAUAGACCUAAUUACUACCGUUCUAACUCGGUUACGGUGGGAUUAUUGCAACAUCGCAGACAGAGCUCAGACUCCCUGUGA
This is a messenger RNA of Suhomyces tanzawaensis NRRL Y-17324, 3564 nucleotides long. Its product is annotated as serine/threonine protein kinase. Bases 1 to 3564 code for a protein of 1187 amino acids. Gene Ontology annotation, biological process: protein phosphorylation. Lineage: Eukaryota; Fungi; Ascomycota; Pichiomycetes; Serinales; Debaryomycetaceae. The transcript has 3 exons. Gene Ontology annotation, molecular function: protein kinase activity; ATP binding. The record is from RefSeq and is a predicted model, not a curated record.